Cornus florida is the source of this 2313-nucleotide messenger RNA. RefSeq names its product fasciclin-like arabinogalactan protein 17. The record is from RefSeq and is a predicted model, not a curated record. The coding region runs from base 579 to 1943 and encodes 454 amino acids. Lineage: Eukaryota; Viridiplantae; Streptophyta; Magnoliopsida; Cornales; Cornaceae. The transcript is spliced from 3 exons.
CAGCGGCGCCUCCCGUCUUUCUAUGUAAGACUUAAUUUUAUUAUUUUUUUAUUUAUUUCCGCUUCACCCCUGCUUUAUGUGACUUAAUGGAGGAAGGAUUUUAUUUUUUUUAUUUUAUUUUUUUUCUUUUUGGGCUCCGUGAUGGUAGACUUUCUUAUUAGUAUUACUCAAAUUAAAAAAUAUAUAUAUAUAUAUUCUUAUAACUAAAUAUGCCCAGCAAAAUCCGAGAGUUUCCAAGAAACUUCGAACCAGUGCAAUUUCCUCAUCUGUAUAUUAACUUCUAACACUCGCACAAAUCUUGCUUCCCUUUCUUAUCACAACUAGAAACCGACGUCGUUUUCAUUAAAUCAUUGCCAAGAAACCCACCUAGUUUUCUAUUUCGCCAACUAAUCCAGUGCAAUUAUAGAAAAAACAACACUAACAGAACGACAACACUCUCACACCCAAAUAUUCCAGAGAGAGAAAGUAGGGAGAGAAAAACUAAGCGCGAACCUGCUUUCCACGCGUAUAAAAAGCUCAAGGUUUCUUCUCUCCCUCUUCAACACAACAUCACAAAUAAAACUUUGAUUAUAUCUUCAAUGGCCGCGAACAACUCUCACUGUUAUUUCACCUUACUCUACCUCUGCUUUACGAGUCGACUCAGUACUGUAUUGCCGGAAAACCCUAGUCACAACCACGCCCAAAUCAGCUCCAACUCGGUCCUCGUCGCCUUACUCGACUCCCAUUACACCGAGCUCGCCGAACUCGUCGAGAAGGCUCUCUUGUUGCAGACUCUAGAGGAAUCAGUGAGUCAACACAACAUCACCAUCUUCGCGCCAAAUAACGAAGCACUCGAACGCGACCUCGACCCCGAGUUCAAGAGGUUCCUCCUCGAACCGGGCAAUCUCAGGUCCCUCCAGACCCUCUUGCUCCACCACAUCGUCCCCAAAAUGAUUCAUUCAAGCGAGUGGGUCAACUCGCUUUCCGAGUCGACUCAGCACGUCACCCUCGCUCAACAGACAGUCGGACUCAGUGAAGAUUCGGAGCACAAAUUCGUCGGUACUGCGAGGGUGGUCCGACCCGACGAUGUGGUCCGUCAAGAUGGAAUAAUUCACGGAAUCGAACGGCUGUUAAUACCCAAAUCAGUACAAGAUAGUUUCAACCGGAGACGGAGUUUGCGAUCGAUCUCCGCCGUUAAACCGGAGGCAGCGCCGCAGGUUGAUCCGAGGACGAACCGGCUGAAAAAACCUGCACCACCUGUUCCGGCCGGUUCACCGCCGGUUCUGCCUAUAUUCUCGGCCAUGGCUCCGGGUCCUUCACUGGCGCCGGCGCCGGCACCUGGACCGGGUGGGCCCCACCACCACUUCGACGGCGAGAGCCAGGUCAAGGACUUCAUACAGACCCUAGUACACUACGGUGGCUACAAUGAGAUGGCGGACAUUUUGGUAAAUUUGACGAACUUGGGGACCGAAAUGGGAAGGCUGGUGUCGGAGGGGUAUGUGCUGACGGUGUUAGCUCCGAACGACGAAGCGAUGGCUAAGCUGACCACGGACCGGCUCAGUGAACCGGGUUCGCCGGAGCAGAUAAUGUAUUAUCACAUCAUACCGGAGUAUCAGACGGAGGAGAGUAUGUACAAUGCGGUGAGGAGGUUCGGGAAGGUCCGGUAUGGUACCCUCCGAUUGCCUCACAAGGUGGUGGCUCAGGAGGCUGAUGGGUCGGUGAAAUUCGGCUCUGGUGACGGGUCGGCUUAUUUAUUCGACCCGGAUAUAUAUACGGACGGUCGGAUAUCGGUUCAGGGCAUUGACGGAGUGUUGUUCCCGGCGGAGGAGAAGCCAGAGCUGGAAAGGAAAGUUGUUAGUUACGUUGCAGCUGUGGCGAAGCCGAGGAGAGGGAAGUUGCUUGGAGUUGCAUGCCAUAUGCUUGGGGCCUUUGGGCAAGACUUUAGGUUUACCACAUGCCACUGAACAUACCAACCCUUGUGUCAAAAGAGAACUUCAAUAAAUCAAAAAAGGUACACCGACAUUGUAUAAAGUUUUAGGCUGAUAUGUGAUCUACUUCUUUAUAAUAAGGAUAAGUGGCCAUGGAUGGGAAGAUUUAGAGAAAUAGGUAAAGUAUUAGAAUAGCUAGGGUUGGUGGCGAGCUAUCUAUGAUUGCUUAAAGUUUCUUGACUGUAUUGGAAGGAAGAUAUUAUUGUCCUGGUUGCGUACAUAUAUCAACGGUACCUGCAGAAUAAUUUUGUAAGCCCAUUUGGUGUAAUAGUGCAGAAUAAGUGUGGGCCCAGUAAAUAAUUGUAAGAAUUUUAUGCAAUUAUAUUUUUCUGUUACUCUCUCUAAA